GCGCAAAAAACCCUCCGACAAACCGCUCCCCUGGCACCUCGCCCUCCUUCCCCACAUCCUGUCCGACCCGCGCGUGAACACCGAGACGAUGGAUUUGGUGAUGAUGGAGAGUGAGGAGAUGAAGGGGGGUGUUGUGGCCUGGGGCGUUUAUGAAGCUGCUGCUGCGGGGAAUUGUGGGAUGGCGAGAUAUCUUGUGGGGGUGCUGGAGAAUGGGUGGGGGUUUAAUGGGAUGCAUUUGGAAGUUUUGAAUACUGAACCGGAUGCGGUUCUCUUCCCUUACCGCAAGAACCAGAUUCUUAAGAAAGCGACAGGGAACGGGUCCAUCACUCCUCUCCAACUCGCAGCCUCCAACCCCAACCCACACUUCCUCCGCCUCCUCUACGCCGACCUCACACCCAUGGACGCUUCGGAACCAGACGACCGCGGCCGCACGGCCCUACAUUUCGCGGCGGGGAAUAGGGAUCCGGGGUGUUUGCGGUUUUUGUUGGAGGAGGGGAUGGAGCCGGCGAAGGGGGAUUUGCUGGGGGUUACGCCGUUGAUGUUGGCGGCGAGGUAUGGACGGGAUGAGAAUGUGAGGAUUUUGGUCGAGGCAUUGGGUGCGGAUCAUACCGCGAUGAAAGAAGGAUUCACACCCCUUCACAUAGCCGCCCACUUCGGCCACGCCUCCACCCUCUCCCUCCUCCUACUCCUCGGCGCCUCACCCACGACCCAGUCCCGCAAAACCAAAGCCACCGCCCUCCACCACAUCUGCUCCCAAGGCCACACCGCCCUCCUCGCCACUCUCCUCCCAGCCCACCUCCCCCUCCUCACCACCCCCGACAAACUAGGCCGCACCCCCCUCCACCUCGCCUGCAAGAACGGACACACCGCCAUCGUCAAACAGCUCCUCCGUCACGGCGCGGACCCAGACGCGUGCGACACAUCCGAUAACACGCCUUUACAUUACGCGUGCGGGUUUGGGUAUCAGGAUGUGGUGGAGCUGCUUGUGGGGUAUGGCGGGGCGGACCCGAAUCGCGGGAACUGUUGGAAGUUUACCGGGUUGAUGGUGGCGGAUAUGAAGGGGCAUAUGGGGGUUGUUAGGGUGUUGUUGGGGAUGCAGGGGGUGAGGGUGGAUGGGAGGGAUAAGGACGGAUACACGAUGCUCCACCGCACGGUGAUGACACCCAUCAGCUCCGCGUACGAAUCGGAACGGAUGCUGGAGAAGACGCGGGCGUUGCUGGAGAAAGGGGCUGAUCCCAAUGUGGAGGAUUUGGAGGGGGCGACGGUGAUGCAUAUGCUGGCGGGGUGUGUGUGUCCUGAUGCAUUGGUGGCGAGGCCUGCGCCUGAAGAUACGGAGGUCGAUGAAGCGGAUACGGGUGCUGAUGAGACUUCCGUGGGAGGUCCUGUGGCGGGUGGGGAUGGAGGCGUGGAUGACAGUGCGAUGGAGAUCGAUGCGGCGACGGACGGCCAAGCGGGUGAUGGUGAUGCUCCUCUCACGGAUCCUGAGGUGGAAGCGACCAUGGUGAGCGACAAACGCGUGGACAACGAUGCAAUGGAGGAUGAUGAAACCGAAGGGAAGGAGACAGAAGAGACCGCUCCCGACCCAUUCUACAUUGAAGACCAUACUGCCCUUCGCGAGAAGCAAGCCGAUCUUUUCCUCCAAUAUGGUAACAUGCCAAACUUCCACACCCAACGCCUCCGCAAUGGGUACCAACUUUCUUCCUUCGUUUCAUUUUCCGACAGGUGCCAACAUCGACCACCGCUCCAAAGCGAACGAAACCCCUCUGUCCGUAGCCCUCAGCGUCCCCAACCUCGACUCCAUCCUGUUCCUGCUCGCGCGCAAAGCCGACCCACGGGCCGCGACCAACAGCGCCGGCGACAACUUCAUGCACUGUUUGUUGAACGAGGCGGCUAAGGCCGAUGCGCUCUACCUGCGCUGCGGCUCCGCUUAUCCUUGGCAGGAAUGGGACGAGGCUGUGGACAAGAUGGAGCAGGCGUUGGUUUUUAUGAGGCGCUUUUGGGACGGCUUUCUGAAGGCGGGACAUGGGGGCCUUGUUGAGGAGUUGAUGUCGAC
Messenger RNA from Fimicolochytrium jonesii, 2053 nucleotides. RefSeq names its product ankyrin repeat-containing domain protein. The coding region runs from base 89 to 1894 and encodes 601 amino acids. The transcript has 5 exons. The record is from RefSeq and is a predicted model, not a curated record. Lineage: Eukaryota; Fungi; Chytridiomycota; Chytridiomycetes; Spizellomycetales; Powellomycetaceae. Gene Ontology annotation, molecular function: protein binding.